Molecule: messenger RNA, 3258 nt
Organism: Drosophila gunungcola (fruit fly)
Lineage: Eukaryota; Metazoa; Arthropoda; Insecta; Diptera; Drosophilidae
Gene: Hmx
Product: homeobox protein Hmx
Exons: 3
Coding region: 420-2237 (605 amino acids)
Biological process (GO): regulation of transcription by RNA polymerase II
Cellular component (GO): nucleus
Molecular function (GO): RNA polymerase II transcription regulatory region sequence-specific DNA binding; DNA-binding transcription factor activity, RNA polymerase II-specific
Source: RefSeq, a predicted model, not a curated record
UCUCCGGACACGAGACCGGGGGUUAAAAAUCCAGAGACUGAAACAAUAAAAACACUAAACGAUCGCUUUCCCACACACACACACACAUACACACACUAACACAGGGACACAAAGGACGAAGGAUUCGGCACUCAGCAGUCAGCAAUCCGGCGAGGACUUGUGCGUCUGUUAACAGCCGCAUUUGAAUUUAAAUGCGAAACGUUGAUCAAACGGUGCAGACGUGUUUCUCCCAACGGUAGCGCUCGGCGUUUUUCCCUAACGAGUUUUUCAUGCCACGCAUCGCAUCAAGUGAAGAAAGUUGUACAAAUUUUAUACUGAAUAAUAACAAGAUAAACGCAGAAGUGAAAACUAAAGAACAAAAGUGCUGAAAUAAAUAUAAGAACUUGCCAAAGCAAAAACAGAAAAGAAAAUCAUAAGCCAUGUCUUCCUCCGAGGCCGAAGUCGACAUCAGUGUGGUCUCCAGUCCGGAGCCGAGUCCUUUGGGCGCCGCCGUCCGCGACAGUCCGCUGCUGGCCCGCUCGCCGGCCCGCUCCGCCGACGGCAGUUCGCCGCCCGCCACGCCCACCCAUCGCUCCAACACGCCCAACACGGCCGCCGGCACGCCCACCACCUCCGCAACGGGCGGCAAUCACUUCCACCACAGUCCCAGCGGAGGAGCCGUGCCGCCGGCGGUGCUGCACCACCAUCUGCAGCACCACCUGAGCACCCUGGGCGGCCAUCCGGUGGCCCUGCAUCAUGCGCUCCACACCUUUGGACACUUGCAUCCCGCCCACGGGGCCACGCAUCCCGCCCUGCUGCAACACGCCCUCACGCCCACCAGCCAGCAGCAUCAGCAGCAGCAGCAGCAGCAACAGCAACAGCAACAGUUGCAGGCACAGCAGCAACAUCAGUCGCAUGUCGAGCGUUUGAGUCCGCCGCCCAAAAGUCCGGAGCGGAAUGGCGGCGAAGAGGUGCAGGGCCACCUCAGCCUCAACAACAACAACAGCAAGGCCCUCAAUCACAACAACACUUGCGCCUCCGCGGCUGCAGCGGCAGCAGCGGUAGCGGUGGCGGCGGCCAACCUGAGCAACAACAGCAACGACAGCAACGGAAGCAGCGGGGGCGGCGGCAAGGGCACCACCGGAUCGAACGGCUUCACCAGCUUCUCCAUCUCCAGCAUCCUGAGUCGCAGCGAACCGGCCAAGAAGAACGGCGCCGCCGGCUUGAUAACACCCAUUCCGCAGUUGCCGCAACCAGGAUCCGGCGGACCCCAGGAUGCAGCCAUGCUGUCCAGGCUUGGCUUCAUCUCGCAGUGGGGAGCGUUGGCGGGUCGCUACGCCGCCCUGUGUCCGCCCGGAUGGCCCUGGGCCCCCCAGCGACUGCCCUUCCACAGUCCCACCCAUGACAGUUCCUCCACGAACACUACCGAGAAUCCCCCAUCGCCCACUUCCAUGAGCCCGAAUAACAACAACAACAACAACAACAACAACAGCAACACCACUGCCAACUCGAACCAGGCCAGCAAGUCGCCCCUCCACCCCCUGUACCACCCCCUCAAUCCGCAACAGCAACAGCAGCAGCAGCAACAACAGCAACACCAGCAGCAACAGCAUCCACAACAGCAACAGCAUCCACAGCAGCAGCAGCAGCAGCAGCAUCCACAUCAGCCCACCACGCCCACCAGCAGCAGCAGCAGCGGAGGCGGCAGCAGCCUGGCCCACCACUCGCAUCAGCAUUUGGGCGGCUCACACGGCGGCUACUUGCUGCCCAGCAGCUCCAACGAAUCGGACGAGGAGGGCGAGGAGAUCAUCGAGGAGGACGACGGCACGGACGGACCCUCCGACAGCUCCUCGCCGCACGGCGACGGCAACUCGAAGCGCAAGAAGAAGACACGGACGGUGUUCUCGCGGGCCCAGGUCUUCCAGCUGGAGUCGACCUUUGACCUGAAGCGGUACCUAAGCUCCUCGGAGCGAGCGGGCCUCGCUGCCUCCCUGCGGCUGACCGAGACGCAGGUGAAGAUCUGGUUCCAGAAUCGUCGCAACAAGUGGAAGCGCCAGUUGGCCGCCGAACUGGAGGCAGCCAACAUGGCCAACAUGGCCCAUGCGGCCCAGCGAUUGGUGCGGGUGCCGGUGCUCUACCACGAUGGCACCACGGCGGGAUUUGUGCCGCCGCCGCCGCCGCACCACCAUCCCAUGCAGUAUUAUGCGGCGGCACGCAACACCAGCCCCCCGCGACCGCCCCUCUCGUCGCUGGUAUAGGGCGUGGGGUGCCUGGCGGCGCCCAUGUCGCUGCUGAAGCCGCCCACCGCCAUGCCACACCCACAUCCGCCCCAGCCGCCGCUCAUGCAACGCCCCUUCCUGAGCUGCGACACCAUGAUGGAGGCGGACAUGGACUCCGAUUCGGAGCAGGAGCGAACCCAUCUCGACGACGAGGAUGCCGCCAUCGAUGUGGAGGCGGAUGAGGAGCAGGAAUCCGCAUCGCCAGUCCGCUCGGCCACGCCCCCGAAGAGUAGCCUUUGCCUGGAAAGCAAGGAGCAUGCUGGCCAGCACAAGGAGGUCACCGCUGCCGCCGUGGACAAGUCGGCGAACCAAAAGGCCUACUGAGCCAGAUCCAACCAAGUGGCUGUACGGAGAAAAAAUUGCCGUACCUUUGUGUAGUACAUUUUGGAAAUAAGAGAGGAAAUCUGGAAAGAUCAUGAUCCAUUUGGCAAUAAUUUGAUGGUUAUAAUAUGGUAAACAUUCCAAGAACAUGGCAUUCCGUGCAAGACCACAUCAAUGGGUUUCAAGUUUUUAAAAUAGUUUGUUCCUAGAAAACCCCCUGUAAAUACCCACAACUGAAGCUCCUUGUAAAUUUAAAUGUCUCUUGCUCAAUAAGUUUAGGCUUUAGAAAACCCCACGCCAUGUACAUACACAUAGAUCACGAGUGGAUAGUGUGGGUGGUUGCAUCACUUUUAGUAUCGUUUUUGUUUGGCUUUUGAAUCUUUAAAUUGCUGGUCAAGUGUAAGUUAAGUUCGAUAUGCUAAGCCGAGCUCCCCGAGGACCAAGGCAAUCGAUGUUAGUUUAGUGCUUAUCGUAAGAUGUGUGUCAAGCAAUUACCAAAUAAUUAGUUAAAUUAUUUAUACUUUUAAUCAAAUGUUGACAUAAUCCAAACUUCAACUGAAACCAAACCAAACUCAUAAAUGUACACAUACACACACUUUCACAAUCAUGAAAUGCUUACAAAUAUACAAAUAACAAAUUAUACAUAUAAAGGUAUUAAUAAAUUAUAUAAACAUAUAGA